CAAAAACAAAUAUCUGUUUUGAUUUACAUUAAUUUAUAGGAAUAUGAAUACAUUUAUAUAAAAUUAUAACCAGAAAAUAAAUACCAGGUUCAAAUUGUACUCAUAAUCUUGCAAAGAACUACGCUGGUAAAGAUGCAGGAUAAACUAAUUAAUCAAGAAAUUGCUAAUUUAGACUAUAAUAGUAUAGCAGCAUUACAACAAAAACGUACACUCGCUUUCGUAAAUCAUUUUGUCAUCACAACUGUACAAUUUCUUAACAAUUUUUCUAAGGAAUGUGAACAGAAGUUGAUGAAUUUUGAAGAUAAGUUGGAGAAAAUUGAUGCAACAAUGGUUUUAUUGCAAACUAAACUAUCGUCAAUACCAGAAGUAAACGAUUUAGAAAUACCAAAACAGGUUGAACCUGCACCACCUUCACAAGAAGAAGUAAACUCUAAUACAGAAGAUAAGUCACCUGAACCAGAAUCAGUUCCAGAAGAAAAGAUUGACACACCCGUAAACCCAGAAUAUAUGAGAUUUGUCAAAAUGGUCCAAGUUGGUGUGCCCUUACAGGCUGUGAAGUUAAAACUAACAUUGGAAGGAUUAGAUCCCACCGAGUUGGACAAAAUAUUGGCAAAAUAAUUAAAUAACUUUUAGAUAACAACAUAUAUGAAAUUAAAUAACAACAUAUAGGUGUGAACAUAUAUGUUGGUUUUAUUCAUCUAAUUGUUUAUCCUUUUAGUUAAAAUGCUCAUUAAUUAUGUAGAAGUUGUAUAUUGAAUAUCUUUGUCUCUCAAAUUUUAAUAAAAAAAAUACAUUUUAUGGACAAAGUUUAAAAGGUUUGACAGUAUUUUAAUGUAAAAGCUUGUUAAUUGAUUACUUAAUAGAUAUAGCAUGUUACAUGAUGUUAUAAAAUACAAUUUAUUCAUUUUUGCUUAUAAACAUAUAGAAACAUUUGUUAACAUUCCAACAUGACAACAAAACAUGUCAUGUAUAAAAAUUUCUUAUCAAUGAAUUUAAUUUUUACAUCAAAAUGUUUAUAGUGUAUUGUUAAAUUUUACUUUUGUUAAUUGGACAUGCAUGUAGCAUGUACAGAUAUAGGAUUUUAAUAAAAAAAAUGGUAUUUUUAGCACUUAUUUAUUAGCCAGCCUAGAACUGGAUCAUCUGUCCCUUCCUCUUCUUAUCACCACCAAGCUC
Molecule: messenger RNA, 1173 nt
Organism: Zerene cesonia (dogface butterfly)
Lineage: Eukaryota; Metazoa; Arthropoda; Insecta; Lepidoptera; Pieridae
Gene: CCDC53
Product: WASH complex subunit 3
Exons: 3
Coding region: 133-618 (161 amino acids)
Biological process (GO): actin filament polymerization; exocytosis
Cellular component (GO): WASH complex
Source: RefSeq, a predicted model, not a curated record